Molecule: messenger RNA, 2184 nt
Organism: Eupeodes corollae
Lineage: Eukaryota; Metazoa; Arthropoda; Insecta; Diptera; Syrphidae
Gene: yps
Product: Y-box factor homolog
Exons: 4
Coding region: 211-1194 (327 amino acids)
Biological process (GO): regulation of gene expression
Cellular component (GO): nucleus
Molecular function (GO): nucleic acid binding
Source: RefSeq, a predicted model, not a curated record
UUGAUUUUUGUCAAUCGAGUCAGAUCUGGAAAGCGGACAACACCAUCGUAUAGAGAGAAAAAGGAUUGGAAGAGUGAUUUUUUACCAUCCAUCACUCAAAUAAAAUAAUAACAACAGUAGUUGAGUCCCUCAAUAAUAACAGCUAUAAAAACAUUAUUAAACAAUCAACGCUAAAACAAGGAAUUCAAGUUGAAAAUCCGAUUGUGAAAAAUGGCAGACUCAGAGAAAAUACCUACUGAACAACAGCAACCAUUGCAAGACGAUUCGCAGGUCGACGAAUCUGGGAAUCAGCCUCAACCAAAGCCGGUUGCGCCACCAAAACAAAUUAUUGCCACCAAAGUAACUGGAACUGUUAAGUGGUUCAAUGUAAAGAGUGGCUACGGUUUUAUUAACCGCAACGAUACUAAGGAAGAUGUAUUCGUUCAUCAAAGUGCUAUCGCUAAGAACAACCCCAAGAAGGCUGUAAGAUCCGUAGGCGAUGGUGAGCUGGUUGAGUUUGAUGUAGUGAUUGGAGAGAAGGGAAACGAAGCUGCAAAUGUGACUGGUCCAUUUGGUGAGCCAGUGCGUGGAAGCCAAUUUGCGGCCGAUAAGAAACGUUCAUACCAUCGUAAUUAUCGUAGCCAUCGUAACCCCCAACAGCGUCGUAAUACAAACAACGCUGAAACCGGAGACGAAGGUGAAGUUACUGAUGGUGGUGCACAACAGCAGCAGCAACGUCCACAAAGGAAUUAUCGUCGCGGCGGAGGCCGUGGUCGUGGAGGACGUGGCUACAAUAACUACUUCAAUGGGUCAAGACGCCAACAAAGACGCUCCGUGAAUAACCAGAGCGGCGAUGGCGGACUCAGUGGCGGAGAGGGUGCAAACGAAAAUGGUGAAUCCAAUGGUCAUCGAGGAGAUGGUCAGGGUGGCCAACAACGCCGUGGUGGAGCACCAAGACGUUUCUUCAGACGUAAGUUCAACUCUGGCAACCGUGGACCACCAGGAGGUGGACGUCGUCCCCGUAGCGCUGAUGGUGGUAAUGAAGAUUACAACCAAGGCGGUCAAGGAGAUGCCCCGCGUAAUCCUCGCACUCGACGCAACCCCAGGAAGCAGAACAACGGUGGGGGUAAUUCAAAUGGAGGUGAACAACAACCUCAACAGCAGCAGGACGCUGGUCAGCAAGUGCAAAACACCACAACUGAAAGUUCUGCAUAAAUUCAAAUUUAAUACAAAUAUGCAUUACAAGAAUUGAAGUUAUAUUUAGACAAAGUAGUACCCAGCAUCGUGUGUAUUUUGUUUUUUUUUAGAAAUUGAAGCACCUGAUGGACUUUUUUUAAUAUUUUUUGUUUUAUAUAUUUUUUAAAGAAAUCUCUUUAUAUAUUUAUUAUUAUUUUUUUAUUUUUUAAAAAAUAUAAAUCAUACAAAAAUAUAAGAAUUUUUUUUUUAAACAAAAGAUAAAAACAAAAUCCAAUUCAUGUGUAAUGCAUUAUUUGUGUUUUAUUUAAAAAAAAAAGAAAAACAAACAUAUUUUUUUCCUAAAUUUUUUUUCUACCUUGUGAAAAAGUACAGUUUGCCUGAGUUUUACAAAAAUCAAUAAUUUUCGAAUUUGCGUGAAAUUAAAAACAACUACUAAUAAAUAAAAGAAACAAAAAGUUGUAUCCAUUGGUGUUUAGUACUAAACAAAAACAAAAAACAACAAAUUAUUGUAUGUUAAUAUGAGUUUUUUCUUUUAAAUAUGAUUUUAUUUUCUUUGUUUUUAUUAAAUAUUCAAUAUUAAUAAUUUUAUUCUUCUCAUAUAAAAAAGAUAUUUUAUAAAAAAAGAAAUCAAUUGUUUUGUCAACAUUUUUAAGUCAACAUCUUUUUAAAAAACAACAACAAAAAGAAAACUUCAGAAAAGAGUGCAUACUAUGUUUUUAUCAUUAUUUUAUUAUUUUAAUUUUAUUUUUUGGAAAAUCACUAUUAUUGGUUAACACUUUCACCAGAUUCCUUAACCAGGUAACUGAAAUAUAAAUAUAACAUUCAUUUAUGGGAUGUAAUUAACACUCAAUAAUAUCCUUUUUUUAUACACUUGAUGUAGAAAUAAAAUUUGAAUUUAAGUGCAUAAUACCAUGGAAUGGUGAAAUGAAACAAAACAGAAAACAAAAAAACAUGUAAAAUACAAAAAAUUGGAAAAUAAAACAAAAAAAUUGUAAAACAUGAAUAUAA